Molecule: messenger RNA, 649 nt
Organism: Argentina anserina (silverweed cinquefoil)
Lineage: Eukaryota; Viridiplantae; Streptophyta; Magnoliopsida; Rosales; Rosaceae
Product: transcription initiation factor IIA subunit 2
Exons: 4
Coding region: 135-455 (106 amino acids)
Biological process (GO): transcription initiation at RNA polymerase II promoter; RNA polymerase II preinitiation complex assembly
Cellular component (GO): transcription factor TFIIA complex
Molecular function (GO): RNA polymerase II general transcription initiation factor activity; TBP-class protein binding
Source: RefSeq, a predicted model, not a curated record
CUAGGUAUAAAAGCCCCAAUUUUUCUGCGCUCAGAAAAAAGGCUUCAGGAGCUCAACGUUCACAGACCGAAAGCGAGAGACAAGAGACCGAGCCACAAUCCCCUACGCCGUCGCCACCAAUCCAUCGAAGCAGAAUGGCGACGUUUGAGCUCUACCGGAGGUCGACGAUCGGAAUGUGCCUGACUGAGACUUUGGACGAGAUGGUUCAGAACGGGACUCUCAGUCCUGAGCUAGCGAUUCAGGUUCUUGUUCAGUUUGAUAAGUCUAUGACUGAAGCUCUCGAAACACAAGUGAAGAGUAAGGUCUCCAUCAAGGGACAUCUGCACACCUACAGAUUUUGCGACAAUGUUUGGACGUUCAUCUUACAGGAUGCUUUGUUUAAGAAUGAGGAUAGUCAGGAAACUGUUGGUCGCGUUAAAAUAGUGGCAUGUGACUCGAAGCUGCUCACACAAUGAGAUUUCAGACUAUUGGUGGUAUGCUAAAUAAGGACUUUGUGAUCUGUUGUAAUGGAGGGUGAGGAAGGAUAGCAGUUAGUCUGGUUACUUCCAGGAUUUGAAAACUGUAGGAGACACAUUAGCUAUAAAGCCCUCUACGUUGAUAGCUGUAGUUAUUUGAUGUUAUAUUGAGGAUGAUGCGUGCUUGUUCUAUU